AUGAAGAAAUUUGGUGGCUCGUCUUGGACUAAAGAAUUAGUAAAACGAAGACCUGAUCAGGUUCCUAGGAUGAUGACUCCACUUGCGCAAAGCGGAACAAAUAGAGCUCUUCAGAGAGCAAGGGCUUUCAAAUCUGAAUACCCUUGUUGCACGGUUAUUAUGCAUCCCUCGUAUAUCCAGGCAAAUACUUUGAAUUUGGAAGCUAAGUUUGCCCGGGAACAUCUUCUAAACAGGACUCAUGAUAAUGUGAUUCUUCGUGUUUCUGGUGGAAGAACUUGGCCUGUCAAAUUACACCAAUAUAGCAAAACUGUACUGAAAUUCCAGACUGGCUGGAUGACAUUUGUGCAAGACAAUGGUCUGGAAAUCGGUGAUGUGUGUGUUUUCAUGUUGAUCAAUAAUACCGAACAUUUAAUUGAUGUAGUCAUUUUCCGUGGUAGAGAAACUGCUGAUUGCACCUUUUCACCAGGGAAAGCUCAAUCAAUUUCCAAGGACCAGUUCAAGUCAAAAAAUAAGAAAGUAGCCGGGUGGAUGUAGUUGUUGAAGCUGAGUAUUUCACCACGAAUACUACCAAACAUGAAUCUGAAUAUUGAAGUAAGAGGAAAAAAGGCCUGCAAAUUUAAGGAUGUCCAUGUCCUCCACUUGUUAUUUUGAU
This is a messenger RNA of Pyrus x bretschneideri (Chinese white pear), 652 nucleotides long. Its product is annotated as B3 domain-containing protein Os11g0197600-like. The record is from RefSeq and is a predicted model, not a curated record. NCBI's taxonomy places the organism in Eukaryota, Viridiplantae, Streptophyta, Magnoliopsida, Rosales, Rosaceae. The coding region runs from base 1 to 534 and encodes 177 amino acids. The transcript is spliced from 3 exons. Gene Ontology annotation, molecular function: DNA binding.